Molecule: messenger RNA, 1083 nt
Organism: Camellia sinensis
Lineage: Eukaryota; Viridiplantae; Streptophyta; Magnoliopsida; Ericales; Theaceae
Source: RefSeq, a predicted model, not a curated record
AUGGAUUUGCUUACUAGAUUGAAGAAGAGGGAACUGGAGAUGGAAACAGUAGCGUCAAUGAAGAGCACGAGCUUGAUAGGUGGAAACCUAACAGCACCAAGUCAUCCUUCAAAAUGGAAGUGCGACAGAAGUAACUGCCAAUGGAUAGGAUUUACUGAGAUCAAUGGUCUCUACAUUUAUGGCUCUGGUACUAUUAAUGCCCAGGGUACCAAAUGGUGGGGUUCCUCCAAUGUCAAUCACACUAGAAAGUUUUUACAGGGGUUCGUAAUAGCACAUUCCAACCAUGUGCAUAUAAGUGACCUAACCUUCAUAAACAGCCCUCAAAUGCAUAUGGCGUUGGAAAGGUCGACAUGGGUAUAUGUUUAUAAUCUCACCAUCACUGCCCCCGGCGAUAGCCCAAAUACUGAUGGCAUACACAUUGAACAUUCCACACACGUCUUCAUAAGCCAAACUCACAUUGGGACUGGUGAUGAUUGUAUUUCCAUCGGAGAUGGUUCAUUAUAUCUCAACAUUAGCAUGAUCACAUGUGGACCAGGUCAUGGCAUAAGUAUUGGAAGUUUAGGUAUAAAAGGGCCAUAUAAGACAGUAGAGAAUGUCUAUGUAAGCAAUGUGGAAUUCAGAGGAACUUCAAACGGAGCAAGAAUCAAGACAUGGCAGGGAGGGAGCGGAUUUGCUAGGAACAUUGUGUUUGAGCAUAUAAGAUCCAUUGGUUCAGUUCAACCCAUCAUCAUCGAUCAAUACUAUUGUGACCACACACAUUGCAAAAAUCAAAAAUCAGCCGUGCAAAUUAGCAAUAUCAGAUACAUCUAUAUUUACGGGACGUCGAAGGAAGAUACAAUGAUACACUUUGCAUGCAGUGAGACAGUUCCAUGCAAAGAUAUUAUGUGUGCCAUCCAGAAGCAACACUUGGUCAUGGAGCGAAUCCAUCGACUGCGGCAAAAAGCGAAUGACACUGUCGGCCAAGUCCAGAGUCUUCAAACCGAGCUCGGCCGAGCAAAGUCCUCACUUCAAAUCGCCAAUGCUGAUAACAACAGGUUGCUCGGCCAGCUUGACGAAGCCGAGAAGAAGAGGGAUGAGCUCUAG